Messenger RNA from Penaeus vannamei (Pacific white shrimp), 905 nucleotides. Lineage: Eukaryota; Metazoa; Arthropoda; Malacostraca; Decapoda; Penaeidae. The record is from RefSeq and is a predicted model, not a curated record.
AAGUUGGUAAGCGGCUUCACCUCAGCUAACAUCGCCAUGAAAACUGCUCUGAUUGCCGUGUUGGCGGCCACCCUGGCGGUCGCCAGCUGGGCUGCUCCGGAGGCCAGCGGAGGCUAUGGCUCUGGUGGAGGUGGAGGAGGCUCCUUCGGUGGGGGAGGAGGUCAUGGCAUCGGUGGGGGUGCAGGAGGAUCCUUCGGUGGAGGAGGAGCAGGGGGAUAUGGCUCUGGAGGAAGAGGAGGAGGACUUGGCUCCGGAGGGGGAACUGCGACCAUCAACUUCAAUCUUGGAGCACCUAAAGGCUCGUCUGGCGGAGGCCUCGGAGGUGGACACGGAGGCGGAUCCAGCGGAGGAUUUGGCGGAGGCUUCGGAGGUGGUUCCUCAGGUGCAUACAGUGGAGGUUUCAGUGGAAGUUUCGGAGGCGGUUCCAGUGGAGGCUUCGGAGGUGGACACGGAGGCGGUUCAAGUGGAGGAUUUGGAGGUGGUUCCUCAGGAGGAUACAGUGGAGGUUCCAGUGGAGGUUUCGGAGGCGGUUCCAGUGGAGGCUUCGGAGGUGGACACGGAGGCGGUUCCAGUGGAGGAUUUGGCGGAGGCUUCGGAGGUGGUUCCUCAGGUGGAUACAGUGGUGGUUCCAGUGGAAGCUUCGGAGGUGGACACGGAGGCGGUUCCAGUGGAGGAUUUGGCGGAGGCUUCGGAGGUGGUUCCUCAGGUGGAUACAGCGGUGGUUCCAGUGGAGGCUUUGGAGGCGGUUCCAGUGGAAGCUUCGGAGGGGGACAUGGAGGCGGUUCCAGUGGGGGCUCCGGCGGUAGCUCAGUGGGAGGAGGAUACGGCAAAUGAAGAAGGCUUCCCUUUCCAGGCGAAAGCGUGUCUCGAUUGUCAGCAUUUAUAGAUUAAACAAUACAAUAAUC